Messenger RNA from Paramecium tetraurelia, 1380 nucleotides. RefSeq lists its product as uncharacterized. Gene Ontology annotation, biological process: protein autophosphorylation. Gene Ontology annotation, molecular function: protein serine/threonine kinase activity. NCBI's taxonomy places the organism in Eukaryota, Ciliophora, Oligohymenophorea, Peniculida, Parameciidae. The transcript is spliced from 3 exons. Gene Ontology annotation, cellular component: cytoplasm. The record is from RefSeq and is a predicted model, not a curated record.
AUGAAUGAAUCAAACAGUUUAUUAAGAUCAAAGUAGGAAUCUCUAUUUGAAAAAAUUUGUUAGUAGGAACUAAUUAAGGAAAUAUUGCCGAUUUAUCAGCACAAGGCCAAAGAAUUUGAGUUGAAGGAAAUUCGUGUAUACGAUAAUGCGAUUGUCAUAGAGAGUUUAUAUUUUGAAUUAAGCAAAUGUUAUCACGAAAUCAAAUUUACAAAAACCAAGAAUUGCGAUGGUCUUUAUGUGAUCAUCUUGCAAUAUGGAUAGGGAAGAGAAUUUCUAAUUGCGAACAAUGAAGAAUUAAUGAAACGAAUUUAAGUUCUAUUGAAAAGAUUUUGCAUAAACAAGAACUUUUUUGGAAAAUAUCAAUUAUCAUAAAGGAAUUACCUUCCCAUAUCUUAAGCAAUCAAAAAUAAUAGUGAGGAGCAUUGCACUUAAGUUUAUGAAAAAAAACUAUUAAAAGAUCCAAAAGAAUUCCAAAUAUUCCACAAUUCCAUUACAAUAAUGCACUCUUUAAAAACUAAACCUGGCUCUCCAAAACUCUAUGAAGACAAUUAAAAGUACUACAUUCUUGGGGAAAAGAUGAAGCUUCAAUCUUUAGAGAGCUUGCUGCUGAAUGGAUUCGAUUUUCGAGAAAUCCCUUUCGUAUCAAUCAUAUAUAUGAUCUUGCAAAAUUUGCAGAAGUAUUAACAGAGAAACAUAUAUCAUGGAAACAUAAAUCUUUCAUCUGUUUUUAUCAAUAUCGAAAAUGAAACAUUGGAGGUAGUAAUUCUGUUUCCCAGAUAUUUGGAAAAUAGUAAUUACACUAUUGAAAACGAUCUUUAUAAUUUGGGAAUAUUAAUAUAUCAAAUUACAUUUUAUACCAUUACUAACAGAAUUAAACAAUAUGUUGAUUUGGAUCUAAUCAAUAGGAUCCAUAAUUAGAUGGCUGAUUAAAACUAUAAAUAAAAUUAAUAUCAGUUUUUGUAUAGAGUUAGUUAAUUAGAUCUAUUGAAAUAAUUACUAUCGCCAAAUAUUACUUUGAAAAGAGCCAUUAAACAUCAAUGGUUUGUCACGAUACAACAAAAUAUUAAGCAUCAACAAACUCAUAAAUAGUUAAAUCCAAUCUUUUUACCAACUAUUGUAGAGAUUAACGACUCUUUGAUGAUUUCUUCUUCUCUCAAUGAUGGAAAAGUUGCAAAUUUCAAUUAAUAAAUUUAUUAAGAUUAAGAUCCAGAGGAGUAUUAAACAAUCAAAUGUUAGAUUGUUAAUACGAUUAGGAUGAUCCCAUCGAAAAUGAAACAUGAUGAAGCCAGCCAAUAUCUCAUGAAAUCUAAGACUGUUCCAAAUUCACAAGUAAAAAGAGCUUCUCUGCCUGAAAUUACCAAAUAAACCACUGUAAAAUGA